Paralichthys olivaceus (Japanese flounder) is the source of this 1076-nucleotide messenger RNA. The record is from RefSeq and is a predicted model, not a curated record. NCBI's taxonomy places the organism in Eukaryota, Metazoa, Chordata, Actinopteri, Pleuronectiformes, Paralichthyidae.
UAACAGCAGUGUGUUUCCGGACAGGUCGGCGUCAUGUCCAUCUCUCAGAUCACCCCCACUCUCUUCCUGGGCAGCGCUGACGCCCCCCUCAACGCAGCACUGAUGUCACAGAAAAGCAUCACCCUGAUCGUUAACGCCACACUGAGCCACACCUGCCCCGCCUACCCUGGGGUGGAGUGUGUACGGGUUCCUGUCUCUGACUUACCCAGCGCUCGCCUUGGUGAUCACUUUGACCGGGUGGCAGAGCGUAUCCAUGGCAACCGAGCUGGCGGAACACUGGUGCACUGUGCCGCCGGUAUGAGCCGUUCUCCGGCGCUGGUGAUGGCCUACCUGAUGCGCUACAGGGGGGUGACGCUCCGCCAGGCACAUCGCUGGGUGCAGGAGAGUCGGCCCUGCGUCAGGUUGAACACUGGAUUCUGGGACCAGCUCCUGCAGUACGAGAAGCGUCUCUACGGGAAAAACACCGUCAAAGUCGCAACAGUAGAGGAGAUGUCACCCCCACCUCCCCCCCUGACGCCGAGGACACAGAGGGUGACGAAGUCAACGCAGCUGCAGAGGAACUGGUUCAUGCUGGUACCCAGGUCACUGAUAGCAGGGUCACCUGUGAUGUCACAAGGUCUGACACCAGGAAACAAGUCAAGAAGAGGAACCAAGUCCAGCAACGUCUGAGCUGUGAGCGCCACAGCAUCUGAAACAUCUUCGAACCAACACUUGUGGUUUUCUUUGGUCCAAACCUGAUCAUUACUUACCCACAAUGCAUCUCCUCCACUGACAGGCUAGGAAGCUGCUGGUGUUCAUGAGAAGAGUUCAUUGAACGCUGUGUGUGUGUGUGUGUGUGUGUGUGUGUGUGUGUGUGUGUGUGUGUGUGUGUGUGUGUGUGUGUGUGUGUGUGUGUGUGUGUGGAAUGCAUGUCAAUGAGUGUCCUCACAACUAUAUAGAAACGCCUGUCUGUCUGUCCGACCGGAAGCUGCCUCAGGUCCGCUCGUGCUUCAUGUGUGAAGUAUUUAAACACAAAACUGCCAGUGAUGCAAGUAGUUUUCAGAGUAAAAGCAGAGUGAAAUAAUGUAUAAAUAAUC